AUGGCUGAGCAAAGGGCUGUCUCAAGCUCUCCCCAAAGAUCCUCUGCGCGAGCGGCUGAGGCAGCAUCUCCAACGAUUACAGCAGCCACCGCCGGUCAGUCGCCCCAGGCUGCUGCCUCAACGCUUUUGUCGCCGACAUCUGGCCAAUCUCCUGGGACUGCACCCGUAGAAGCGCCACUGGAAACGGCUUCUCAGUCGCCGGAUGCUGUUGUCGAGGCCCAAGACGGGACCGAUGAUGAUGAUAGUGACGGUUACCAAUCAGCAUCUGAAAGAGAAUCCAACGCAUCAACUACGCUGGCAUCCACAAUUCGUGACUUCAACUUUGAAAACAAAAGGAGAUAUCACAAGUUCAAGGAAGGCCGCUAUGCAUUUCCUAACGAUGAUGCUGAACAAGAAAGGGAGGAUAUGAAGCACUCUAUGGUGGUUACCCUUUGUGGCGGGGCACUGCACAGUGCGCCACUCGAGAAUCCUCAGCAGAUCCUAGAUGUUGGAACCGGGACUGGCAUCUGGGCAAUUGACAUGGGUGACGAAUAUCCGGAAGCUGAGGUCACUGGCAUCGAUCUCAGCCCUAUUCAACCUCCAUACGUCCCAGCCAAUGUUGCUUUCAUCGUUGACGAUGCUGAAGCCGAAUGGUUGUACCCAGAAGACUCUCUUGAUUACGUUCACGUGCGAAACAUGGGAGCGGCGAUCAAAGACUGGGAGAAGCUCCUUGCGCAAGCUUUCCGCGUCUUGAAGCCGGGAGGCUGGAUUGAACUCCAGGAGAUGAAGUGGAACUUCAAUUGCGACGAUGACACAAUGCCCUCGGACUAUGCCCUUACCAAAAUGAUGAAGCUUGUUUGGGAAGGCCUUGGAAAGUUUGGCAUCGAAGCAGAUGUCGCCGACAUCAACCCCAAACGUCUUGAUGACGCGGGCUUUAUCAAUCAAGUUCAAGAUGUUCAAAAGGUUCCCGUGGGCGAGUGGCCAAAGAGAGAAGAUCUGAAGAUGAUUGGAGCCUACUGCAAAGCUGUUCUCUACGACGGCAUACAUGGAGUCACAAUGGGUCCGCUCACCCGAGGUCUGGGUUGGUCUGCCCCUGAGGUCGAGAUUUUCCUGAUUGAUGUACGAAAGGAUCUACUCAAUACCGGUAUUCACUCGUAUGUGUUCUAUCACUCUGUUGCAGGCCAGAAAGCAAAGGAAACUGCCGUUUGA
Molecule: messenger RNA, 1188 nt
Organism: Colletotrichum fioriniae
Lineage: Eukaryota; Fungi; Ascomycota; Sordariomycetes; Glomerellales; Glomerellaceae
Source: RefSeq, a predicted model, not a curated record